This is a messenger RNA of Saccharomyces eubayanus, 1407 nucleotides long. It is a transcript of the gene IVY1, whose product is annotated as Ivy1p. Gene Ontology annotation, biological process: vacuole fusion, non-autophagic. The record is from RefSeq and is a predicted model, not a curated record. Gene Ontology annotation, molecular function: phospholipid binding. The transcript has a single exon. Gene Ontology annotation, cellular component: fungal-type vacuole membrane. Bases 1 to 1407 code for a protein of 468 amino acids. Lineage: Eukaryota; Fungi; Ascomycota; Saccharomycetes; Saccharomycetales; Saccharomycetaceae.
AUGCCUAGUGAUAAUAAUGAACAAGUACACGGAUCUCCUUCGAGUGAGCACAGGCUGAGAGUCGAGCGGGAUGACGGUAACCAUUACGACGUGUCUCCUGACAGGUAUGCUCCUCACUUGUCGGAGUUUUAUUCGAUCGUAAACAGCAAAAAGCCCGUGGCGAGUAAUGCUGGCUCCGACGAUAAUGAUCAUCUGGACGACAUGCACCAUUUGCGUACAUCCAAAGUAUAUUCCAAGGCCCGCCGGGCAUCCAGUAUAACUUCUGGUACAAGUACGAUCAACGACCUGCAAACUCUAAUUACAAAAAGAGAUGUCAAGGAUACUCAAGAAGCGCUGUCGACUUUGUUUAGGAAUUCGAAUGCUUAUUCGGACUCGUUGUUGAAAACAUCUCACAAUGGGGCGGAGAUUGCCCUUUCUUUGGAAAACAUCGCCAAAUUGAAAGGCUGCAACGACGAAACAGCAGAGAAGCUGCUAAGUGCCAGCGGGUUGUUCUACCUCUUGUCCAAUCAUCAGCUCAUAAUGUCAAAGUAUUUCAAUGAAUUACUGGGAGACAACUUAAUUGACGACAUCGAUGAAUUUAAGUUACAGACAAAGAUAAUGGAGAAUAAAUUCAAGGUCCAAAGUAAAGAACAAAGCUUGAAGUUGAAAUUGCAAGAAAGACACAAUUUCGAUAUUUCGAAAAGGAAAAUAAGGAACUUGAUAUCGUACCGAGAGAGCCUCUCCAGUUUACAAGCACGAUUAGACCAACUAGAGACGCUAAAACAUGAUUUUUACAUGGACUCAUACGAGCUCGUGGAAAAUACCUGCAAUAAAGUACUAAACAAAGUCGCCACAGUGUCCAGGGCGCAAGUGGAGAUUUCUGAGAAUAUUGCUAGGAAGGGCUGGUCUGGCGGUGGACUGGAUGACUUAUUAUAUGAUGCGGACGACCCUUUCAGCAAGAAGACCAAGGGACCCUACGGGACCGCGGACGGAGAUGAAGAGACGGGAGACGGGGAAGAGUGUAUGGACGACAAUGAGGAUACAAGCGGGGGCGAUGUGGUGCUCAAUGAACUACUAGAAGGAACUAGUCGACCUUCCACGUCAAAAACAUUUUCACCAAAGUCCAAGAGCUCCUCGACGGCAUCUACGCCGCACCAUUCCUACUCCAAUACAAAUGUGGAGGAGGUACGAAGCAGCAACAACGAAGGCGGCGAAAAUGGCGACGAAGACGAUGAUGAGGAUGUGGACAAUCUGAUGGGGGCGGAGAACUCGUUUUCGUUGCCGCCUACAAGAAACUCAAACGAGGAAACAGCGGAAACGGCGGAAACGGCGGAUACGUUGAGACAGUUGUCUAUUGAAAGGGACAAUGACGGCAACGGCAGCGAUAGCAAUAGCGACGCGAUGGAAGACCAGUCAAGUAAUAUAUAA